AGCAUUGGCUGUCCAAUCGUGCGACGGGUCGGUGUCUAGUCGCAGUUCAGUUGCUUCUCAGAGGUGUCCGAAAAAGAGCUCACCAAGGGCGCCAAGAGGAUCCUGGACGACACCGAAGAGAACACUUGUGGCUUCGCAUCCUGCUUCAUCUUGGAUCAAGAUGGCCCUGCCACCCAGUUGAAACCACCAUUUCAAGAUGUGAAGAGACCGGUGACCUUUUGCACCGACAAGUCACUGGGGAUGGGGCUCCACAUCAAGGAAGGGCAAGAGAUGAGACGCUGGAACCCGAUUUUCUCGGACCUGGAUCAGGACCUGGAUCAGCCCCGGCAGCCGGGAGAAUAUCCUCCCUGGUUCAAGCACUACAAAGAGGCCGCAAAAAAAACCAAGCACGGACUCCUCAUUUUGCAGUUGACGGAUUCAUAUUUGAAGUCCAAAGCCUGCCUGUGGGAGUUUGGAUACGUGAGAAAACCCGAGCUUGUGCACGUCUAUGUGCCCAGUGGCGACAAGUCACCAGGCAGAAUCGUCAAAUGGGAGGAGCUCAUGGAAGAUGCGGAGCUUUGCAAGCAACUCUUCGGAGAGGCUUUGGGCCGCACGUUCCAGGCGAACUUGGAUGCAGAAGAUCCCACAAUGCAAGGCACCUUCACGCAACUUGAGAAGAUGGCCGAGACUGCAGAGGAACAGGAACACCAGGCGUGGUGCGAGCUGCCUUUUCGACAGCUGGCUUACAACUUUGCCGCGAACACUUUCGGGGAGGAAAGUGUAACCACCAUGCCGAGCGCAGACAAUCUGAUUGCCGUCUUCAAUCAAACUGGAUUUGCAGCCAAAGCCGAACAAAUUGGAAAGGAUUUGUUGGAGAGAAAGGAAAAUCAAUUUGGCAAAGAUCACUUUUUCGUAGCCACAACUUUGGCACUUCUGGGCAGUGCGCAUGGAGAUCUGGGCAACUACAGCCAGCAGAAGGACCUGCUCGAGCGUGCCCUGAGAAUCCUGGAGCAGCGCUACGGGAAAGAUCACCCCGAAGUAGCACUGACUUUGGCAAGUUUGGGCAAUGCUCAUGGAGAUCUGGGCAACUACAGCCAGCAAAAGGACCUGUUCGAGCGUGCCCUGCGAAUCAAGGAGCAGCACUACGGGAAAGAACAUCCCGAAGUAGCCAAGACUCUGACAAAUCUGAGCAAUGCGCAUGGAUACCUGGGCUACUACAGCCAGCAGAAGGACCUCCUCGAGCAUGCCCUGAGAAUCAAGGAGCAGCACUACGGGAAAGAACAUCCCGAAGUAGCAGUGACUUUGACAAAUCUGGGCAAUGCGCAUGGAAGCCUGGGUGACUACAGCCAGCAGAAGGACCUGCUCGAACGUGCCCUGAGAAUCAAGGAGCAGCACUUCGGGAAAGAACAUCCAGAAGUGGCGAUUACUGUGUACAAUCUCGGCGAAGCUCAUGACGAUCUGGGAGAUCUUCGCCGAGCAAAGGAGUUGGUGGAGCGUGCUUUCAAGAUCUUUGUGCAUCAUGGCAGCCCCUAUGCAGAGCGAGCUCAGCGUCGCCUGGCACAGAUGGAGGUGAAGAUGAUGCCCUCAGUGAGGCCCUCAGUGCCGAGGGGCUUCGUGGAAGCCGUCCGAAGAUCCACCCAGGAGCCACAACCGGGGAAACGGGCGGAAUCUUUAAGGCAGGGGAGAUCUCAAACAGGUCAGGCAACCCUUAAGUGUGAACAACCUGAAACGGGUGGAAUAUAUUAA
Molecule: messenger RNA, 1725 nt
Organism: Cladocopium goreaui
Lineage: Eukaryota; Dinophyceae; Suessiales; Symbiodiniaceae
Source: the annotation of a GenBank genome assembly